Molecule: messenger RNA, 1564 nt
Organism: Hordeum vulgare subsp. vulgare (domesticated barley)
Lineage: Eukaryota; Viridiplantae; Streptophyta; Magnoliopsida; Poales; Poaceae
Product: ADP-ribosylation factor GTPase-activating protein AGD12-like
Exons: 9
Coding region: 33-1340 (435 amino acids)
Molecular function (GO): GTPase activator activity; phospholipid binding
Source: RefSeq, a predicted model, not a curated record
GCUCAGGUGCGUAACAGCAGGCGCCCGUGGGAAUGGCAAUGGCCCAUGGCCGCCCUGGCCGUCCACGAAUGACAAAACUUGCAGAAAUAUACCACUGGGAGAGUAAUAAUAGCACGGGAUCCCCACAUCACCCCCAACCCACCUGGUUCCCCCCACGUCGCCGUGCUUCGUUUGCGCGACCACAGCCCGCGAGCCAGCGCGACGAAGCCGGGGGGCGAUCCCUCCACCGCCGCCGGCGACACCGCCCUCCCCGAAGCCGCCGGCGGUACCCGCCCACGCCGCCCUCCGCCGGCGCAGAAAUCUUUUUUGUUGUUGUGAGUUAUCCGAGGUUCGCUUCAAACAUGAGUUCUGCUAAUCGUCACCAACCCAUCAAGUUGACCAAGCCUGUCGUAGGCAAAGCACGAAAGUUGAAGGAUCUCAUGCUGAAAAGUGACAAUCGAGUGUGUGCUGAUUGUAGUGCACCUGACCCCAAAUGGGCGUCUUCUAAUAUCGGAGUAUUUCUUUGCUUAAAAUGUGGAGAUGUCCACAGGGCCCUUGGACCAGACAUUUCAAACGUUUUGUCCUUGACUUUGGAUGAUUGGUCUGAUAGUGAUAUUGACUCCAUGGUUGAGGUUGGUGGAAACUCAUAUGCAAAUUCAAUUUAUGAGGCUUUUCUUCCAAAAGAUCACCCAAAACCUAGACCAGACGCACCAAUGGAAUAUCGUACCAAAUUUAUAAGAGCCAAGUAUGAAACACAAGAUUUUCUGAAGCCAAGUUUGCGCAUUAGCUCAAAAGCAGGUUUUGAAUCUACCAAUUCUCUGAACAGUGUGGAUAAUAGUUUCUCUAGCACUUCAAGGAAGCAUGCCCCAGAAGAUACAAGAGAAUUUGUUGGACAACUGAACAUUAAAGUGGUAAAAGGUUCUGGGUUGGCCGUCAGAGAUAUGCUAACAAGUGAUCCUUAUGUUGUUUUAAGUCUUGGAGAGCAGAAGGCUCAAACAACAGUUAAAGCGAGUGACCUGAACCCGGUAUGGAAUGAGGUUCUUACUCUAUCAGUUCCUCGAAAUUAUGGACCUUUAAAACUUGAAGUGUAUGAUCACGACACUUUCUCUGCUGACGAUAUCAUGGGGGAAGCAGAGAUAGAUCUGAAGCCAAUGAUCACAGCUGCCAUGGCCUUCGGAGACCCGUCGCGUCACGCAGACAUGCAAAUUGGAAGGUGGUUCAUGACCAGAGACAAUUGCCUGUUGAGCGACAGCAUUGUCAAUAUUUCGUCGGGAAAGGUAAAACAGGAAGUGAACCUAAAGCUGCAGAACGUAGAAUCAGGUGAGAUGGAGUUAGAACUGGAAUGGUCUCGUCUAGAUUAAUAAGCCUCGCUGUAUCCUUUUGCCCUUUAUGCUGGAUGGCUUCAAAACAUAUCUAGUUAAUGAAGCUUAGCUUUUCCUCAUGGCCGAAAUGUGUAAAAAUGAAGGCUGUACAAUGUCUUGUAAUUUGCCAGAUGUACUCCAUGUGAUUCGGCAUGUUGUAUUGUCACAUUAAAAGGACACAUGUAUUGUGCAGAGAUGAGGCUAAAAACUCCCGUGUUUGCUAA